Messenger RNA from Blepharisma stoltei, 1025 nucleotides. The record is from the annotation of a GenBank genome assembly. NCBI's taxonomy places the organism in Eukaryota, Ciliophora, Heterotrichea, Heterotrichida, Blepharismidae.
AUGCUUGCCACAGUAAUUUUUAAAUUCCACAAUAAAAACUAUAGGAAUCAUUACAAUUCAGACUGCAACUACCUUUUCAAUUAUUUAAUAAAACAACGUGGAAGUGAGCUUUAUAUAUAUGAUUUAAAAACCCAUGAAAGAACUUCCACAUCAGCUUCAAAUAAAUUUGGCGCAAAUAAUUGAUUAUUAGAUAGCAUAGUCAGCAUUAUCAAGAUCUCAAACUCACAUUUGUUUAUCAUCGGGAAAAAUAAUAAAGGAUAUUUAAUGGACCUAAGAACCAGAAAAAUUAGCUUUUACCUUGAUCUUAAAAUUGAAGAUUAUGGAAAUUUUCCAAUAUAUCCUUUUAUUUAUUAUGACAAUUGUAUAUAUAUUAUUAGCAAUUUCAGAAUUUUGAAGUAUAAUCUAUAUAAAAAAAUAUCGACCAUAAUGAAAUUUCCUUGUGUUCGUUAGAUUAAAUUGAGUGUUUUAAGUCCCUAGAAGUAAUAUGUAUUCCGCACAGGGUGGCUGUGGGGUAGGCUCUUCAAGUCAGCUUGAACUAGAACAGAAUCUUUUGUUUCUCGGUCGAGGUCUCCCUAAUUGAUGCUUUAAUUAUGAUUUUCAUAGGCUCAAUUUGCAACCCAAGCGCCAGCUUUACCUAACCCUGCUUAGCUCAGGCUAUAUAAUCUCUUAAUCAAACCAUUUCCAAAUGGAGAGACUGUAGCCCUUAAGAUCUUGCCAAGCUUGAUCUUUACCCUGGAUUAUCUCUAAAAUAAAAACUCAAUACCUUACACCAUUUUGAGGCAUGCCAUCAAAUUGCAUAGACAAGAAAGCCACCCUGCAUCUAUCGGACACUGGGUUCUUUCGGCAAAAACUGCCGCUCAAGCACGGCAACUAAUCAGCAGAAAUAGUGCUGGGACUCUCACUUCAAGGUCAGCAGCUCCUUGCCCCAAAAAAUUUUCCAGAGAUGCAUAGGACACUCGCCACGGGGAGGCAGGCCAUCCCACAAUCCAUUUUAUUUAUGUCAUUUUAGUGUUAUUGAAGGUUAG